Molecule: messenger RNA, 927 nt
Organism: Colletotrichum lupini
Lineage: Eukaryota; Fungi; Ascomycota; Sordariomycetes; Glomerellales; Glomerellaceae
Exons: 7
Coding region: 1-927 (308 amino acids)
Source: RefSeq, a predicted model, not a curated record
AUGUUUUACGAACGGCCAAUCGCAAUUUUCUUCUUGCUGCAUAUCACCCCGCCGCGCAGUUUGAUCUUCAAGGAGGUUCAAAUACUCCCCUCGACGAAUUGCAAUGGCGAUGCACCAGUGACCCUAGCCAAGGAGAACAGGGGUUCAUCCGAGGAGCUCGCAGCGUCGCUUCAUUCCCAUGUUUUGAAACUUCGUUCGAUCUUCGAAACCGGUCAUGCCCAGGUAACACAGGUGCUCAGCCAUCUUUUCAGGCCUUCCAAGCCGGUCAUCGCAUCAUCUCAGGCCACACGAUGGCAGAUGCAGCGCUUCUGUCAGCUCAACUAUAAGAUGGCACCUGUCGCGUCGCUGUCAGUUCAUGUCACAAAGUUUCAACUCAUCAACAGCGAAACUGCCAUCCGAUACAACGAAUUUUCUUCUUUAGACCUGGUUUCUUCUCAAUAUACCCAUUUGAUUCACCCCAAUCCACACAAAAUGUACGCCCAACAAAUUCUCGUUACUUUCCUGAUGGCCACCAGCGCCACUCUCGCCAGCGCAAGAAGCAUCGAAAGACGCCAAUUGCUUGGAAACCUCGGCAGCCUCUCGUGCAACGUCGCAAGACUCCAGAUCUUAGGCGCCCUUGGCAAUACCGAGGACGCUGUCUCCCAAAUCACCGAUACAACAGUCCAGGACGCUGCCAAUGCUGGUCUCCAACAAGCACGAGGCGGCAUCGCACAAAUUGCAAAGUCCAUCGUCAGCGGCGCUGCACCGCCCGCGGCUAGCCGUGAUGAGGUAGCAGCUGGACUGGCUGCAGCGGGUACCGCUCUUUCUGGGGGUGAUGCGAGCGACCAAGCCGUAGCUGAUGCGCAAGCGGGACUUGAUAAGUCUGUAAAGGCUGUAGAUGUUGGAUUGAAGGAGCUGAGCUCGGCAAAUGACGAAAAUGAGGCAUAA